GCAUCUUCCAUAGUUUAGUCUGACACAUCGUGAAAACUAGCCGGCAAGCCCACACGCGAUGCAGGUGAUGUGAACGCGGUCGUGGGUCGCUCCAUGUGCUGCCGACUGGAGCUCAGCGACGGGCCUCUUUGGCUCCGCUUCCAUCUGCCUUCAGCCUGACUCGGCUCUGCGCAGUCGACCGUCAGCAGCGCCACUGGGUGCGGGGAUAUCCCGAUGAGAGCGGUGACGGCUCGGGGUGGAGAAUUCAGACCAGAGUUGGCUACAAUGUCAUCCAUCAUGAGGUGAAGCAGUUACCUCCUUACCGAUCAGACAAAGACACAAGACUCAGAUGAGGCUGCCAUGUGCCACACUCACAGUCGAAGCAGACAAAAACCCAAACUCGGCAGCUUUUAUCAACUCUCUACCCUCUGACUGAGGACCCCUUCAGUGAGCUUCAGCCCAUCAUUGCUCAUCAUAGCAGCCUCACCAGCUCACAGCAGUGUGGACUUUAUCGCCUGUUCAUUCACAAAUGUCUACCUCACGAUUAAAAGACCCCUUCCCAACACCACAGCGCUGAACAGGAUACAACAUGACAUCAAGCAUUGACCGGGAUGACAGCAGUAUCUUUGAUGGCUUAAUGGAAGAAAAUGAAAAAGGCAAAGCAAAACGCGAAUCCCGUAAUAAGUCUGAGAAGAAGCGCAGAGACCAGUUCAAUGUCCUCAUCAAGGAGCUCGGCACAAUGUUGCCAGGAAAUACCCGAAAAAUGGACAAGUCCACUAUUCUGCAGAAGAGCAUAGACUUUCUCCAUAAACAUAAGGAAAUCGCAGCGCAGUCGGAGUCGACUGAGAUCAGGCAGGACUGGAAGCCUCCUUUUCUUAGUAAUGAAGAGUUCACUCAGCUGAUGUUGGAGGCUUUGGAUGGAUUUUUCCUUGUAAUUCAGACUGAUGGAACCAUUAUAUAUGUCUCAGAGAGUGUGACUUCAUUACUGGAACAUUUACCUUGUGAUCUUGUGGAGCAGAACCUAUUGGACUUCUUGCCUGUAGGGGAACAUACAGAUGUGUACAAAGCUUUGUCAUCUCAUAUCACGGAUGGAGAGACGCUGACGCCAGAAUAUCUUAAAACAAAAAAUCAGAUCGAGUUCUGUUGCCACAUGCUCCGAGGAACUAUCGACCCAAAGGAGCCUUCUGUGUACGAAUAUGUUAAGUUUAUUGGAAACUUUAAGUCCCUGAAUAAUGUGCCUAACUGUACCCGAAAUGGUUUCGACGGAUUGAUCCAGCGAUCAUUUCACUCUGCCUUUGAAAACAGAGUCUGCCUAAUAGCUACUGUGAGGCUCGCCAAACCACAGUUUAUCAAGGAGAUGUGCACUGUAGAAGAGCCAAAUGAGGAAUUUACCUCCAGGCAUAGUUUAGAGUGGAAAUUCCUCUUCUUGGAUCACAGAGCCCCGCCCAUUAUAGGUUACCUCCCAUUUGAGGUCCUGGGAACGUCAGGAUACGACUAUUACCAUGUAGACGACCUGGAAACACUGGCAAAAUGCCACGAACAUCUGAUGCAGUAUGGCAAAGGAAAGUCCUGCUACUACAGAUUCUUAACCAAAGGGCAGCAGUGGAUUUGGCUUCAGACCCAAUACUACAUCACGUACCAUCAGUGGAACUCCAGACCAGAGUUUAUUGUCUGUACACACACUGUUGUAAGUUACGCAGAAGUAAGAGCAGAGCAACGCAGAGAGCUUGGAAUUGAAGAAUCACCUCCCGAGGUCACAGCAGACCUGAAGUCACAAGACUCGGAAUCUGAAUCUCAGCUCAACACUCCGAGCCUGAAGGAAGCUCUAGACCGCCUCAACCACAGCAGGACGCCCUCAGCCUCGUCUCACAGCUCACGCAAGUCCUCACACACUGCUGUUUCUGAUCCAGCCUCAUCACAGAUGAAGCUUCAGGGAGACAGAAGUACACCAGGUCGUCAGUCUGUCUCAGUCAUGGACAUGACACCACAACGAAGAUCAUCUGUUAGCAGUCAGCAGUCAAUGAGCUCCCAAAAUACUGGACAAACCAUGGCUCCAUCCCUGGUUUCACAGCAGCAGUCUCAACAGCAGCAAGUACAGACUAGCAGCCAAUCAAUGGUGCAGUUCUCCAACCAACUUGAAGCCAUGCAGCACCUGAAAGACCAGCUGGAGCAGAGGACCAGGAUGAUUGAAGCCAACAUCCAGCGGCAGCAGGACGAGCUACGGCAGAUCCAGGACGAGCUACAGAGGGUACAGGGACAGAACCUACAGGUGAAUUCUUCAGGAAUGUGUGGACAAUUGAUGUUCCUGCAGAAAGGAACUGGAGGAUUAAACCUGGGCUCUGUUCAGAUGGCCCAGGGGAACGCUGUACAGCAGGGGGGUGCACUGAACAUGCAGGGCCAGGUGGUGUCUGCAGGGCCUCUACAGAACAGCGUACUACAACAACAUGCUGUCCAGCCUCAACCUCAGCACCAAGCCCUCUCACAGCCCCAACAAAAUUCACUUCCUGCAUCUCUCUACAACACGAUGAUGAUCCCUCAGCAAAGUCCUGCUAAUGUGGUUCAGAUUGCUACGAGCCUGGCUCAGAAUACAGGACCCAACGCUCCAGCUAUAGCUACAUUUGCACAGGAUCGUGGAGCUCAGAUCAGGUUUCCCACAGCUCCUCAGCUUCUCACUAAGCUAGUGGCUGGACCGAUGGCAUGUCAGGCAGUCAUGGUCCCUACAACAAUGUUUAUGGGCCAAGUGGUGACGGCCUUUGCUCCUCAGCAGGGCCAAACCCAGACUAUUAGCAUCUCCCAGCAGCCAUCAACGCAGCAGGAGCAGCAGCAGCAGCAAGUACAACCACGAACGCCAAUUGCAGCCAUGCAGCCAGGACAGGCUACGCUGAGCCAGCAGCAAACACAGUUCCUGCAGGCUCCUCGGCUUCUUCAUGGGAACCAGUCAACCCAGUUGAUCCUGCAGGCGUUCCCCUUGCAGCAGCAGGGUACCUUCGCUGCCACGACCCAACAUCCGCAGCAGAAGCAGUUACAACAGCAGAAACAUCAACAACUUCAACAACAGCAGCAACAACAACUGGCCACUCACAGAGCAGACAGCUUGUCUGACCGCUCUGCUACACAACCACAGUAGCUAGAUGAAGUAAGCUAAACCUAUGCGUGGGUGUUUGGUGACGAAGGCUUGAAGAGGGGGGCUCAGCUCAACGUGCAGUCGUAAGGCCCUGACUCGAACGGGGUCUGCAUGGGCAGGCGGUGGCUACUCUCCCAUCACAAGGUCUUUUGCUGUUUGCACUUAACUACUGAGCACAGCCCUGAGUGCCGCACAUAACCCAGGACUGGGCUCGCUGUGGCUCUGGCAGUCCGCUUUGGCGCAGCUUGGUCGAAGCCUUUUCUCCUUCAAACAGGGCAGAACUAGUCCUGUAGUGGACUUUCCUUCACACCCCUUGUGUAUGUGUGCGCGCGUGUGUGUGUUUGUGCGUGUGUGUGUCACCUUCACAGAAUUAUUUCAAUCAGAGUUAAUGCAUUGAAGUUUUUAUCAGAGCUUCACUGACAUGCAGAACAGCCAGAGGCUUUUAAUUUUUUCCUAUUUUUUUGUUUUUCAUGUAAAAAUUACGAUGGGUCAGAAAAUAUUUUUAAGAACGUGGUAUAGAUUGAAUUUUAUUGUACAGAACAUUGUGUAAUAUAUAUUGUAAAUAUAUCAAAAGAAAAGGACUAUUAUUUUAUAUGACGCAUGAAAUGAAAUUGCAUAGUCUGAUAUUUGCAGCUUUAUGCUUUUUCUAGUACUCUAAGAAAAAAGAUCUGAAGAUGCUGAGUGGUUCAUUUUUUCAGGCGUCCUUUCUCCUCGGGGAUGUUUGUGUCUGCAUAGCAGACGGUGUUGACGUUGCUUGUUGUGUCACAGUUAGUUUAAGUCUUGACCCAUAUUUUUACACUUUUGUAAAAAAAAUUAAACAAAUGUUAGAUAUGUUGGAUGAGCUUCAAAUCCACACUCUAAAGAUUAACAUUAUGAGGACCGUUCCAAGAUAAAACUAUGGAAGACAGUUUUUGGUAUUCCUUAACUUUUAACACUUAUAAACAUCUUAUAAACAUUUAUCCCUUAAAAUAUAUUGAUAAAAAAUAAAUCGAGUUGGUUUACUGUUGGAGCUUUUUAUUCCACACAGAGGUCUCCUUUUAUCUCUGGGCUGCUUAUGUUGUCUGGAACAGCAAAGGCACUCACUCCAGUAAAGAGGACCAUCUUUACUUGUUACUAACAAGUGCUGAGUGGUCAUUAAGAUAGAAAUGCAUUAAGCUUAAUCACCACUCUUUCAUCAUAAUCAUUAAUGUUGAUAUAAUAGGAAAUGCCAAGGCUGGAACAUCAGAGCGCUAAGCUUAAAGCUGCUAAGAUGCUCCUCAGAGCUUAGAGGAGCGACUUUGUUGGGUGAAAAUUCUGUUCAUCUUUCUGAUUGUUCUCCUACGCAUUCUAGCAGGCUUGCCUGGCAGCCUCCUCACCAUCUGAUCCACUCCCAGAUGGCAUCGAGCUGAUAGCUCAGCCUAUGCUGCAGCCGUGAAGUGACGGGCCCAGCUCCUCACAUAGCUCUGGAGAAAUAUAUGCAACCUUUGGCUCAAGGUGUGUGUAGUACUGUUAAACCAUGCACCCUUCAAGUACAGUUAGUGGGUAGAGUGAGAAUUUAUUAAAGCCUGCCUUUGACCUCCAUAUUCUUUUUUUUCUGUAAAAACAUUGAAGCUUUUUACAGCCAGAGUGGAUCUUUUUUUUAAUUUAGUCUCAUUUCAGGCUCUGUGCAAAACGAACCUGGACCCUUAACACAACUGUUCUUUGCUUUGCUCUACACCAGAGUCAGUUGUAGUGCCUCAACACAUAUAAGAGCUUAACACUUUUCAUGUUGCACAAACAUGAAGGAAAUCGAUAUUGAAGUGAGGUAAGAGCAGUGCAAUAUAUCUAAGAGAAUGUAAUUAAAGAUCAUUAACACAAUUAACUUGCACAUGGCUUUAUGAUGGGCAAAUAUAAAACAUCUAAAUCAAAGUUUCAGCUCCAAGCUAUGCAUCUAAACUAACUGUGACAUGACAAAGACUGAACCGUUUCCCUUACAAUGAGCUGGUUACUUGUAUGGUCGUGCAAAGACCUAAUAUCAAAUUUCUGGGAUGUUUUCCCUGUGACAAGCUUUCAACCCAGCGUUGACACCCAAUCUCCAGUCCAGUGAUUAUCCUCCAUUUUGGAAAAUGACAGACUUAUUCUUUUUAUUUAAUGCAUAAAUACAAAACAGCAACAGUGUUUCCAAUUUCUAAGUUGCUGUAUGACUCAAGUCAUUUCCCAAAAGGGAAAAUGUUCAUCCAAAGAGAGGGAGAAUUCGGAAGACAGGCCCUGACUGGAAGGACAGUGCAUUUAGUUCAAUGUUGUGUAGUUCUGCUGUACACACUAGAAACUCUGAAUGUCUAUCAUUCUCUCCCUGCUUUUGUUUGUGUGCUGUUAUGUUUGGCUCAUCAAAUUCGCUUCAGCACAUUUGGCAAACAGCAUCAAAAUGCUGCUAUUAAAGGCAUGCAAAUUAAAUACCACACAUACUUCUCAUAACCGGUGAUGUCAGAGCCUGACAAUGACGGAUUCAGGUGUGGCUAGAAGUUUAAGAUGUGCAGAGUAUUUGGCGGUCGCUGCUUCAAUUAAGGUUCAUAAGUAAUGUAAUAAGUAAUAACUAAUGGCUUUAUCAGUUUUAUCAGUUAUCAGUGUAAAAGGAUUCAACUAAUGCUUCAGAAUCAGUUCUAGUGCACUCGUAACAGUGUAUAGACUCUGUGUGCAAGCUGCACAAGGCAUUUGUUGCAUAAUAGUGGAAAAACUGUAUUGUGGCCACAAACAAAACCUUAUGUCUGAAGUUUGGCCAGUGAUCUUGGUGGGCAAAUUAAAUUCUGUACGCUGUCUCAUUCACCUUAAGGUGUGUGUGUGUGUGUGUGUGUGUGUGUGUGUGUGUGUGUGUGUGUGUGUGUGUGUGUGUGUGUGUGUGUGUGUGUGUGUGUGUGUGUGUGUGUGUGUGUGUGUGUGUGUGUGUGUGUGUGUGUGUGUGUGUGUGUGUGUGUGUGUACAUCUGAUCGCGUGCUGCAGAUGGACGGGUGGGCUCAGUGUAUGUGUCAAAAUAACAUAGCAUACAUACAUGUACGUAUACAGACUGGUUUUAAUACUUGAAUAGUGUUUCAACAUGAUAAAGUUGAGUCAUUCAGUCAGAUCUGAUCAGGAAGCGAUGCAAAAAUGGUCUUUGUGCAGAGAACCGAAACUAUACGCAGUUGAAUGAAUGACAGAUCUUGUAAUGUUGUGAACGAAUUGUAAAUAAUUGUAAUUUUCCAAUUUGAAAACUGAGUCAACGCAAACGAGAAAAACUUUAAAACAUCAAUAGCUCGUAAAGGUCUAUCUAACUGCAGACAAAAGGACAUAUGUCCAUAGCUACUGUUUCCUUGCUUUGUGUCAUAAUCCAUUUAUUACGUUCAGAGUUAAUUCUACACAUUAAGACGCCCAGUUCAUGUUCCCCUGAUGAACAGCGUCCUCUACUGCCACCUGCUGCUCAGUCUGACCUAGCACCAUUUCAGUCUGUUUUCAAGCUUUGACCAGAAUUAUUUUUGCUUUAUCGUACACUUGUCACACUAUAUUAAAUAUGUCCCUGUGGGUGGUUUUGCCUUAAAAAACGACCCCCUGCUGUGCUGAUCAUUACAGCCUCAUAUCUGAAAAUGUGCUGCAUCACAAUUUCUUGAGCCAAACAUUUGAUAAAUUUCAACAUAACAUUUUCAGGCAAAUGUAUAAAAUGUUUCCUUCCCUUCCAUUUGGAAAUAAAUCAGUCUGAAAUGUC
Molecule: messenger RNA, 6794 nt
Organism: Betta splendens (Siamese fighting fish)
Lineage: Eukaryota; Metazoa; Chordata; Actinopteri; Anabantiformes; Osphronemidae
Gene: clocka
Product: clock circadian regulator a
Exons: 23
Coding region: 569-3106 (845 amino acids)
Biological process (GO): circadian regulation of gene expression; regulation of transcription by RNA polymerase II
Cellular component (GO): cytoplasm; nucleus; CLOCK-BMAL transcription complex
Molecular function (GO): protein dimerization activity; E-box binding; DNA-binding transcription factor activity, RNA polymerase II-specific
Source: RefSeq, a predicted model, not a curated record